GGGGGAAACCUCCAGGGACCUUGACCCUUUGCACAGAAAGUGAGAGAGAACCUGGGUCUUAAUUUCAGAGAAAUGUCAUUUGUCAUCAGCCCAGGAAAAGGAGACGUUCUCUCCAAAGACCACCACAGGCUUCCUGGGGUUGCCCCCUUUAGUGUUUGCUGGGAAGAUCUGAGUCACACACACAUACACACACACAGUCCUUGCUGUGGCCCAGAUGACAAGGGUCAGCCUCAUAAAGGAGGCACACUUAAUAUCACAUUUCUGUCCUCUUAUACUUCUGCAGCAUUAGAAACAGUUCCAGCUACUCCCCCUGUACAGUCACCUCUGAGAAACAGAACUCAGACCAUUUGAAUGUGCUGUACCUAAAAACCACUUUCACAUGCGUGCCCACUUCAUCUUUAGCCCCCCUCCCAAACCAGAUUAUUGCUAUUUGAUGAAUGAAGUGACUGGGGCUCAGAGAUGGCUUGGCCAAGGUGACUCAAUAGGGCAGAGAUGAGACUCAGAACUCUGGUUAUUCCAAAGUCUUUGUUACCACAGAUUCACUUCUUCAACUAGAGGAGUUCAUAAAUGAAGCAGAGACAGGGUGAGGAAGCGGUCUGGGUUCUUAAAGUAGAGGGGCAGUCUCCCCUGUAGGCCUUGAGCAGAGCCAGGGGUAUAUAGCCACACCCCCUUGGGGGACUGUGGCAGACUGAUACUUGGGACAUCCAAUGGAGGACUGAAGUCAGGGGCGGGGCUAGCUUGAGGGGGCAGCAGGAGCCCAACAGCACUAUAGAGCAUGCGGUGCCAGGAGGCAGCUCGAGGUGAGUGACUGCCUCCCCCCAGCUGAGGCUUUCUUCCUUUAUUCCCCUCUUUCUGUCCAUUCUUACCAACCUGUAUCUGUCACCCCCAAAGUGGUCAAGUAAUAAUUCUCCCUCCUUAAGGUGUCCUUACUUAGGGAAGGUCUGCACUGGGGACUAGGCCUGAAAGGUGCCAAGACACUUGGCUAUUUCUCUCUAUAUACUGGUCCCCAGUUUUCUGGGGAGCCUAUGUGGUGGUUGUCAGCUCUUAAUAGGCUUCACUUUUCGGCUUAUGGAAAACAAAAUCAAACCACCUCUUUAUUCUCAUUUUGAGAGCACAAAGCCUCCCCUUCUCCAGUCUCUGUUUCCUUUUUCCUGUGUCCUCAGGCGUCAAAGCCUUCUCUAAAACUCCUCUCUUGGACUUUUGCUUUCUCCACUCAUUGGAUGGGAAUCUUUGGUCUCUUCCAGUUUCUUCUCUGAGGAGGUGUUCUAGAAGCUUCAGUUUCAAAGAGAUGAUGGAGUGAUGCCCUAGAGUCUGCUCUCCUGCCGUGACCUGGCCUGUUGUCUGCCCGGGCUCCACGUUGGGGGAGGACCCACUAGCUUCUUUUUAAGCCCUCCCAUGAAGCUUGCUCCAUUCUUAAAUACCAGGUUUUGUGUGGAAUGAGGAAAGCCCAGCCUGCUCAGAGGUCUUUCUCUGCCAAAGGACCUGGAGAAGCAGAACCAUCCUUUAAGACCCAGGUCACUGCCUAGACUGUCUUAAACCCACUCCUUGAGACUUUGUUAAACCGCCUGGCUCUUGCUCUAAGUCCUGAAUUUCACCAAAUUUGCCUUGUCUCACUACCACACCCUACAGCUGGCUCUUGGGUUAGUUUAUUUGCUUCAUUCAGGAUCGACAGCUCCAGUCUAGACCCGGCAACCCACUCUUUCUCCCACUCUCUCCAGGCUGGAGAAUAUGUGGUUUCUUCCUCCCCAUUGUGCCAUGAACCCUCGACCUUGGCCUUUUGCUCAGAGCCUCUGAAACUGGUAGCCUGGCAAGGAGCAAUGCCCCUGACUCCCACAAGACUAAUCAGCCCCUAUGGCUCUGAUCGCUUGGUACAGUUAGCAGCCAGGCUCCGGCCAGCACUGUGUGAUACUCUGAUCACUGUAGGGGGCCAAGAGUUCCCUGCCCACAGUCUGGUGCUAGCUGGUGCCAGCCAGCAGCUGGGCUGCAGGGGCCGGUGGGCUCUGGUAGAAGGCAUAAGCCCUUCUACCUUUGCCCAGCUUCUGACCUUUGUGUAUGGAGAAUGUGUAGAGCUGCAGCCUGAGGAACUGGGGACCCUAGAAGAGGCUGCCAGAGUCUUGGGGGUGCAGGCCCUGGAAGAGGCAUGCCGGAGGGCUCGAAGGGACAAGGAUGACGCUGAGCUGCACUCAAUUCUAAAGAAGCAUCAAGAGCUAGAAAAACCUAUGAGGGGUUCUGAGAGAGGACUGGGGAGCCUUGGAGAGAAGAUGCCCAAGAAGGACUUCAGAACUAGUGGGAGGGAACAGGAGAGGCUACAUGAAGAGAGUCCUGGGAUUACAGGGGUAAGGAGGAAGAUGAGGUUAGAGGAGAAACUCAGCCCAGCUCCUGUUGACCUCAAGAGAGCAGAAGGGAAGCAAGGAGAGGUCAUACAAGGUAUAGAGAGCCCCAAGGGCUCUGAGGAAAGUCUGUGGAGGUUCCCUGGUCCCCUCCCCACAGCAGGUUACCUCCAAACUAGCCUCAUUCCCAGGCCCUGGUGGGCUGAGGCCCCUUGGAUGGGGGAAGGCCAACCUGCCCUGUGGAGCAUCCUGUUGUGGCCGCCCAGAUAUGGCACCCCCUUCUCCCACAGCACCCCCAUCACUGCAGCCUGGGAGGUCUGGCCUCAGGACCAGAGGAUCCCACUGGCCUUCAACCACCCCAAAGGGCUCUGGAGUCAGAACCAGUUGGCCUCCUCCAGCCCUACCCCAGGAUCCCUCCCCCAGGGUCCUUCACAACUCAGCCAGUGGGAGACAGAAGAGCCUGGGCAAGGCCACACAGGCGCCCUGGCAACCUGUGUGAGUCAAGAGGGUACACCCGGCCGCCCAUCUCGCCAGCUCUCUCCCUUUCCCCCUCCUGCUCGCUCUCGGCCCUAUUCUUGCUCUGUCUGUGGAAAGAGGUUUUCACUCAAGCAUCAGAUGGAGACGCAUUACCGAGUCCACACAGGAGAGAAGCCCUUCUCCUGUGGCCUCUGUCCUCAGCGCUCCCGGGACUUCUCCGCCAUGACCAAGCACCUGAGGACGCACGGGGCCGCUCCCUACCGCUGCCCUCUGUGCCGGGCAGGCUGCCCCAGCCUGGCCUCCAUGCAGGCGCACAUGCGCGGCCACUCGCCCAGCCAGCUGCCGCCCGGAUGGACCAUACGCUCCACCUUCCUCUACUCUUCCUCGAGGCCCACGAGAGCCUCGACCUCUCCCGGGAGUCCCACCUCCUCCUCCACCACCUGACCGGGUGUUGAUAGCUCCUCUGCCUUGUCAAAAGUCCAGUCAAAUGAUGUAGGGCAAGCGGGCUCGGUCCCUGAGCCAGCCGCGCCGCCGCUCGGGGGGCCUGGCGAACUGGACUGCAGGAGGCUGAAGAACAGGCGCCAAGAGCCCUUCCCUCUCCGGAUGAUCGAGGGCUGCAGAAGUAAGAACACUCAAGUUUGAAGUCUGUGCGACUUAAGACUAACUGGGGACUAUUCAACUGCAUCACCAUAAUAAAGAGUUUUCUGUGCUAUAAGGAUGAGAAAGCCGUCUAGACUUCACUCGAUCGCGCUGAGGGGUCCCCCAUCCUGCCCCUGGUCCUGUAGCGGCCCCUGGUGGCCAUUCACUCUCUAACCAGAGGGCCGGACACUUCAUUUCCAGGAAUUCCCUGUAUUCCCCGGAGGCAGCCGGCUGCAAAGGCUCGGUGUCCGGGCGAACUUCAUCACCCACAGGGAGGAUGGGGCCCCAAGACACCAGUCCCUCCCGGAGCAAUCUCCUCGCGGGGACUCUAGUUUGCAUGCGCCCAGCCCAGGCUGGAGAGGAGCGCAGGCUCGGAUCCUGGUUUCGGCUGCUGCCUCCUCUUCCCGAGCACAAGGGUAGCGAGACUAGCUCUCUCGCAUCUCCCUUCUGCGCCGUGCAGUGCUGCUACCGGGUUGCACCUGGAACCGCGACUAACCAAGCGACGCCGUGCGUUCUCUCCAGCCCACGCCUCUCACACUCCCUAACUUCGUUUGCCGGUGUCGCUCGGGUUCCCAGGGUCGGAAGACCGCGGUACUCUGGGAAUGGUAGUCCAGGCUGGCCGCCGCUGGUUCGGACUAGAACAAUGGGAGGAGUCUGAGUCGAGGACCACACCUCCCCGAGACCAGGAACUGGCUUUCCGGGUGCUUGUUGCGGACCUCGUAGUCCCAGUUCUCGCGCCCUAGUUGUGGGCGGAAGGAACCGGGCGUCUGGACUACAUUUCCCAGGGAACCUUGCGCCUUCCCUGUCCGGCCGAGACGCAGGGUCUGCACUUCAGGUGCGGUCUGAGGGUGACGGCCGACGGGCCUCGGACUCCUGCUCCCGUGGUGCCCCGCGCGUGGCCGGCCCACCGCCAGCUGCCGCCCGCCCCGCGGCGGCGCUGUUUGUUGUCGUGAGCCGCAGC
Messenger RNA from Nannospalax galili (Upper Galilee mountains blind mole rat), 4407 nucleotides. RefSeq names its product zinc finger and BTB domain containing 32 (gene Zbtb32). Gene Ontology annotation, molecular function: RNA polymerase II cis-regulatory region sequence-specific DNA binding; protein binding; DNA-binding transcription factor activity, RNA polymerase II-specific. Gene Ontology annotation, biological process: regulation of transcription by RNA polymerase II. Gene Ontology annotation, cellular component: nucleus. Bases 1818 to 3251 code for a protein of 477 amino acids. The record is from RefSeq and is a predicted model, not a curated record. The transcript is spliced from 5 exons. Lineage: Eukaryota; Metazoa; Chordata; Mammalia; Rodentia; Spalacidae.